Messenger RNA from Halichondria panicea, 2250 nucleotides. Its product is annotated as protein CASP-like. Gene Ontology annotation, biological process: intra-Golgi vesicle-mediated transport; regulation of transcription by RNA polymerase II. Bases 81 to 2126 code for a protein of 681 amino acids. NCBI's taxonomy places the organism in Eukaryota, Metazoa, Porifera, Demospongiae, Suberitida, Halichondriidae. The record is from RefSeq and is a predicted model, not a curated record. Gene Ontology annotation, cellular component: nucleus; Golgi membrane. Gene Ontology annotation, molecular function: DNA-binding transcription factor activity, RNA polymerase II-specific; RNA polymerase II transcription regulatory region sequence-specific DNA binding. The transcript has 18 exons.
CUCUAGAGGAGCUCUAGUUGCAGCACACCAUACAUAAGCUUGACAACAACAACUCCCUACAUUGUUUUGGCUGUUUGGAGAUGGCCAUACAAGCUGCUUUAAAGUUCUGGCAAGAUUUCAAUAUACAGGACUUCCAGCAUGAGCUGGAUGUACUGGCCCAGGAGGUGGCCAAGAGACAGGAUUCUUCAGACGAGAAUCGUAAGAAGCUAGUCGAUCUUAGCCGAGAGUUCAAGAAGACCUCUACAGAGGAGGUGAGGAAGAAGGCAGCUCCUCUGCUCAAGUCGUUUCAGGGUGAGGUGGACGCUUUAUCUAGGAGGAGCCAAGCUGCUGAGUCUGCAUUUCUGACCACCUACAAGAGAUUGAUUGACAUACCUGACCCCAUCCCAGUUCUGGACCAAGCCGUCACUCAACAGCAGAAGCUGAUGCAGUCACAGGACCACGAGAUAGAGGUGAAGCAACUGAGGGAGACGCUGCAAGAGUACAACUCUGAGUUUGCUCAUGUCAAGAACCAGGAGGUCACCAUACAGAAGCUGCGAGACACCAUCAAAGAGAUGGAGGAUCGACUCGAGGAGAUGACUGCUGUCCGAGUGAGUGAGAAGUCAGCCGAGCUUGUCAGAACAUUCCAGGAGAAGGAGAGAGAGCUCCAAGAGACCACCCAGAAGGCCAUGCAGAGAGCUAGUGAGUCUGACGUGAGACUGUCCACCAUGCAGGCGGCGCUUGAGUCGACACAGUCCGAGCUGUUUGAACUGAAGAGUAAGUUCGAUGAAGAGUCGUCUGCAAGGUCUGCUGAGCUGGAUAUCUUAAUGACUGAUCUGGAGCGAGCCAAUCAGAGAGCAGCGUCAGCCGAGAAGCAAAUUGAGACCCUUUCUCAGAACACCUCCAGUCAAGUAACCUCUGCACCCGACAAGGUCUCCUCAGAUAAUGUUGAGCUGGAGCUAGAGCUACAAGCAAGAGACAAAGAGAUCUCUCGGCUGGUUGAAGAUGUCCAACGUCUCCAGUCCUCUCUCUCUCGUCUGAAGGAGGCCUCGGCUGGUCAGGUGACAUCACUCGAGGAGCAGCUGGCAGGCAAGACCUCGACACUGAGAGAGCUUGAGACACGACUGGCAGCACAGAGUGACUACGAGGAGAUGAAGAGAGAGCUUAGUGUGAUCAAGAUGAUAGAGUUCUCGAGCAGUGCUGGCCAGAAUGACCUUGUAACUGAGAAGGUGACUCCCUCCAAACCUCUCGAGGUGCUGCUUCUAGAGAAAAACAGAUCUCUACAGAAUGAAAACACUUCACUCAAAGUAGAACUGUCGGAACUUCGAGGCCACUUUAGCUCCCUCCAGACACAGCACACGGAGACGUUGGGCACAGCUCAGGAGCAAAGAGACCUCAUUGCUCAACUAGAGACUGACCUCAGUCUUGUGCAGCCCUACCUUCCGACACGAGAGGAGGGGGAGGGGCAGGCCAGUAACCCGGCUAACCUGCUCUCUGAGGCACUCAAGGAUGUACAGGCAAGGGGUGGUGUGGAGCGUAGUAUCUCAGUGGGGGGCAGCUCUGUGGGGGGUAGUGGGAUGGACUCCCUCCUCCCGAUAGUAUCCAGUCAGAGGGAGCGGUUUAAACAGAGGAACGUUGAGUUGGAGGCAGAGUGUCGUCAGCAGAAGCAGACGUUGGGCGUGCUCCAGAGGGAAAUAGACUCUCUGAGAGGAGACAAUGUGAAGCUCUACGAGAAGAUCAGAUUCCUACAGAGCUACCCUGGAACUCGUAAGACGGUUGACAGUGUGGAGGCCAUGAGCAAGUACUCGUCUCAGUACGAGGCUGGACUCGACCCCUUUGCUGCGUUCGGGGCUAAGGAGAAACAGAGGAGGUACACUCAACUCAGCGGACCAGACAAAGCCACUCUAGUUCUGGGUCGGUUCAUCCUCUCCAACAAGACUGCUCGAAUGAUUGCCUUCGUCUACGCAAUCGUUCUACAUCUUCUUGUUUUUGUGGUGGUAGCUAAACUAGCGUACACACAGACCGCCGAGGGAGGCACCUACUUACAGUGUUCCAAAUUGUUCUCUGAGCACAUGCAGAUGUUUCACCCUGAUCAUAAUCACGAGAUACUGGAGAAUAUUGGCCUCGGUCACGGUCCACCUGGAGGAUAACACCAAACACUCGCUAACUCAUUACUAUCUACGUAUCUUCUUGCUGUAUAUCAUCUCAUCAUGACUAAUUUGUGUGAAAUAUUUUGUCUUUCUAAUAAUAAUAAUGAUCACGAAUAAAUUGAAA